AUGAUUCCUAUUCCUCAACAACCAAUUCAAACUAUGGUGAAUGCAAUUCGCAAGACAAACGAACUCAGAAUCGACCUCACCACUGAUGAAAUCGUCCUUCUUGGUGAAGCUGAUGAAUCGGCAGGAAAACUGCUCCAAGGAUCCCUGCUCUUGACCCUUGCAGAACCCAUCAAAGUCAAAUCAAUCUGUCUAAAGUUUUCUGGAAAGAUGAAAGUAUCAUGGUCUGAAGGCGUAGGUCAUCAUCAACAUUAUCACAAACAAGAACGAACUAUCCUUCAACACAAAUGGCAAUUCGUACCUGUAGCUGGUGUAGCUCCAAAGAAAACUUAUACCCUUGCCGCAGGUCACCACAAGUGGGACUUUGAACUCAACCUGCCAGGUGACCUUCCCGAAUCGCUCGAAACAGAAGGCGGUAGAGUGUCUUAUGGCCUCAAGGCUGUCAUUGAACGAACAGCCUUUGUGCACAACAUGGUCAAAAAGCGAUCCAUCAGAAUCAUUCGUUGCAUGCUCCCAUCAGAAUUCGGUCUCUCCCAAACCCUCGAGAUCCACAACACCUGGGCUGAAAAGAUGGUCUAUGACAUUGCUUUACCCUCAAAAGUGUAUGCCAAUGGUGAAAACAUCCCAAUCUCAUUCAAUAUCUUACCCUUGGCCAGCCAACUACGAGUCAGAUUCCUAACCGCAUUCCUAAAAGAAUACUGUACUUAUACUGCAAACGACUAUUCCAAGACAGACACUCGCAUGGUUGGAACCGAACGUAUCAAUCAACCUUUCCACGAACAAGACACCCAAACAUCUGCCUCAACCAUAACACCACAAGCAGCAGCAGCGGCAGCGGCAGACGCAGCAGCACUUUUGGCAGCAACAGGAACAGCAUCACCGAGUCAAUAUAAUGGAUAUUGGACAAAGGUAGUCGACUUAAAAGUCCCAGACGCCUCUCCUCUCGUGUUUUGUGAUGCUGACAAUGCAAUGAUCCGCAUCCGUCACAAACUCAAGUUUGUCAUCUCUCUUGUCAAUGCCGACGGUCACUACUCUGAGCUACGAUGCUCUGUACCGAUCAUCAUUAUCGACUCUUUUGCUCAACAGGCUGAAAUCAGCAACCUGCCUGCAUACGACCAAUCCUGGCGCUCAGUCCCUUAUGACCCCAGUGUAUGGGAUGCGCUUCGAUCAGGCUCUGGCUCAUUCUCAGGCUCGACACCUUUACCACCACUGCAACCAUUACAGCAAACACAACCACUAUCCAUCAAUACUCAAGCAAAUACAUCAUCACCAUUAUCAUCAUCAUUCUCAGCUUCUGCUGCCUUUAAUCCUCAUCAUUCUCGUAUUCCGUCUGUCGAUCAAGAACGCCAACCGAUUACAAUCUCUGGACGUACACGCGCACUCUCAAUUGCCUCUAAUUCUCUGCUGUCCUCCACUCCACCAAGCACCUCUUUGGCAGCCACGGAUAUUCCCAUCAAAGGAAGAACAGCCGGAAUGGGCAGUGGUGGGAUGGGAGGAAUGAGUGGAUCUGGAGGAGGGAUGGGAGGAAUGGGAGGAUUCAGACGAUUUGAUCCAGGUAUGGACAUGACCUCGGCUAGUCCAGUUAGUCCAGUAAGCAUGUGGUGGCAAGGCAUGGAUCUCUCCAGGGUUCCAUCGUAUCGCACUGCUGUUCAAUUUGCACCUGCCAAUGUUUCAUCUUCUUUACCCACUUACGACUCUCUUGAAACAUCACCCCACCCAUCUCGUUAA
This is a messenger RNA of Phycomyces blakesleeanus NRRL 1555(-), 1725 nucleotides long. RefSeq lists its product as hypothetical. Gene Ontology annotation, biological process: ubiquitin-dependent endocytosis. Gene Ontology annotation, cellular component: plasma membrane; cytosol; cytoplasm. Lineage: Eukaryota; Fungi; Mucoromycota; Mucoromycetes; Mucorales; Phycomycetaceae. The record is from RefSeq and is a predicted model, not a curated record. The coding region runs from base 1 to 1725 and encodes 574 amino acids. The transcript has 2 exons. Gene Ontology annotation, molecular function: ubiquitin protein ligase binding; protein-macromolecule adaptor activity.